This is a messenger RNA of Echinops telfairi (small Madagascar hedgehog), 2770 nucleotides long. Its product is annotated as two pore channel protein 2-like. Lineage: Eukaryota; Metazoa; Chordata; Mammalia; Afrosoricida; Tenrecidae. The record is from RefSeq and is a predicted model, not a curated record. Bases 105 to 2402 code for a protein of 765 amino acids. Gene Ontology annotation, molecular function: monoatomic ion channel activity. Gene Ontology annotation, biological process: monoatomic ion transport; transmembrane transport. Gene Ontology annotation, cellular component: membrane. The transcript is spliced from 20 exons.
GGUGCCAUGGUCAAGCAUUUGGGCUACUAAUCAAGAGACCACUGGCCAAGGACGUGAACACCCUUGCUAUCACGCACAUUGCAUUGGAAAGCGGCUGUCUGCAGAUGCAGUUAGGUUCAAAGUUGGCAUCCUAUAAUUUGAUCUCCUUUAUGGUCCAUGACCUACUCCUGGCGGCGGCCUAUGUUUCUGAUGCCCAGUAUAGCAGAAAUGUGCCAUUUGAAACCUCACCUCAGACCAUCAGACUCUACUAUUUUUAUAACCACUGGACCAUGCGAGCAGCCACAAACUUCUUUAUUUUUGUAGACCUUUCUCUUGCCCUGUUUGAGGAACCAGCACUGUUUCCACUACCUUUCUUGGCCACCUCCAUAGCAGAAGUGCUCUGCCUGACUGCCUUCUUUGGAAGACUUAUACAUUUUGCAAAAGUCACCCCUCAGACGGUUUUCUGGAAGGAUACAAAAAACAUCUGCAUCAUGGUGACUAUAGUGCUGACCUUGGUCGACCUGAUUGUCUACGGAUCCCUGGAAGCUAUUAACAUCCACAGCGUCAGGUGGUCAAGGGCCUUAAGGCCAGUCUUCCUCAUUAACUUCCCUGAAAGUCGGCAGAUCCGAAGAGCUUUCCGAAGCAUCCGGAACACUCUGCCCGAUAUCCUCUACGUCUUCCUUUUGUUUAUGUUCAACAUGCUGAUAUUUUCCCUGAUGGCCUUGAAGCUCUUUGGAGAUCGGGGUCUUAAGACAGUGGAAGGAUCUCCCUACUUUACGAACAUCCUGGAGAUAAUAUUUGACCUCUACGUGCUGGUGACCACUGCAAACAGCCCGGAUGUCAUGAUGCCGGCCUAUGACUUCAAUCGUUGGUAUUCUUUGUACUUUAUAACGUACAUCAUCAUCAAUACCUACAUCUUCAUGUCCGUCUUUCUGGCCGUGGUCUACAACAAUUACCGGAAGCACUUAAAGAACGAGAUUCGAAAGCUGGUCUACCUGAAACAUUACAAGAUGGUCGAGGCUUUCAACCUCCUGAAAGUCAAGGUGGGCGCCGAGUUUGUGGUCAAGGAGGCCGAGUGGAGGCGGCUGACAAAGGUCGUGGUGCCAGACAUCAGCAGCUCCCACCUGGAGCUCCUUUUGAGGAUCUCCGACGAGGGACAGAAGGGACACGUCGACAAAACAAAUUUCCUGCGCUUAGCUGACCUCCUCAACAUCCAAGUGAUCACCAUAAGCGUCAGGAGGCAUCCCCUGGAAGCCUGGAUGCCACGUGUGUACAAGUCUUCCGUGAGCCUCUUCAUCCAAAAGGUCGUUCAGCACAGGAUUUUUGUCUGGAUUUACGAUGCCAUCAUCCUCCUCAAUGCCAUCUUCAUUGCUCUGGAUGAGAAGAACCCCUUUAUCUCCUAUGCAGAGUGGCUUUUCCUUUCUCUCUAUGUGAUUGAGAUUCUCCUGAAACUGUACACGUAUGAGCCCAAAGCCUACUUUGGAAGGAAGCAGUUCUGGAAUUGGUUUGAUACACUGAUCAUCAUUGCAGCCCUGGUGGCCACAGUGGCCAAUGCCACCAUCCAGUCAGCAAGAAAAUACAACAGCCAGCAGAUCCUGGAUAUUGUCUUGGUGUUGAGAAUACUCCGGCUCUUACGGGUCAUCAUCAGCAUUCAGAGAUUCCGGGUUAUAGUGACCACCUUAAUUAACAUUGGCCCCACGAUAUUGACGUUUGGUGGACUUGUCUUGGUGGUCUACUAUACAUUUGCGAUCAUUGGCAUGGAGGUGUUCCAGGGUAAAGUCCGCUUCUUCGACCCCAAUGUCACCACUCCCGAUGCUCUGGUCUGUGGGAACCCAGCCUUGAAAGACGCAGCCUUCGCCCGCGACAGGUACUGCAAGAACAACUUCAAUGACCUCGCCGCCUCCUUCGUCGUGCUCAUAGAGCUCACCGUGGUUAAUCAGUGGCACAUCAUUGCGGAAGGCUUUUCCCUGGUGACCCAUCCGACGGCAAAGCUCUACUUCAUCUUCUUCCACAUCGUCGUAGUCAUCCUCAUUGUUAAUAUUUUCAUAGCUUUCAUCCUGGAGGCGUUUUUCGUGGCCUACUCACUGGACAAGAGCGACAUCGAGACGGCCAUCGAGAGGAAGAUCCAGGAGCUCGGAGUGGGCGUCCAGGAGGAAGAGGUGCAGGACGGGGAACUCAUCGACCACAUGGACACCAAUGACAAUGGCUUUAAUGAAGACGAUGGGGACCAAAAAAGGAAGGCCCUGAAAGGGUCGUAUUUCAGGAUCGCAUCGAAAAAGUAUAAGACGGUGGACGCUCUGCUGCAGCGGAUGUUUGAGUCUGAAAUUGCUCCAGAAGAUGACGGCCCUUCCUUGGAUGAGAUUCUGAGCUUCUCCCCCAGUGACAUAUAUCCAAAGAACCCCAACUUUGAAAACAGCGCGUGACACUGAGCUUUCAAAGGGCCCACAAGUGGAGCCAAGCUGAGCUGUCGUCAGGUUUGGCAUAUGCUCCCUGGAGAUCAUUUGCCCAGCCUGGGCUCCUCCCUGCGUUCUCCUUACCUGGUGAACGAGCCUUACCUGUCCUGAGGAAGAGGUGUGGAGACACUGCCCCUGUGCACCUUGCCCUGGGAUCGUCCUCGAGUCCUCAUGGAAGCAAGGAGGGAAGUUCAUGCAGAGAUGAUCCGAACAGAGCACUUUUUAUAUACAUGCAUGGACAUGGGUAAAGCCUUUUCAAUGGGGAUAUGAAAGUUUUUCAUUCAUCUUUAUAUAGUAUUUUUACUAUUCUAUAAAACUGAUACUGCGUUACAACAUUA